Molecule: messenger RNA, 1857 nt
Organism: Daucus carota subsp. sativus
Lineage: Eukaryota; Viridiplantae; Streptophyta; Magnoliopsida; Apiales; Apiaceae
Exons: 7
Coding region: 118-1587 (489 amino acids)
Source: RefSeq, a predicted model, not a curated record
CUCUUCACAGCGCCGCUCUUGAGACUAGGGUUUAUUCACUGUCAUAAAACUCUUCCAAUCCAUGGCUAUAUCUCAGGUUGGCAGGUCAAGUUUUUGUUAGUUGUAUUCUGGGUUCUUAUGGCAAUGGGAGCUGGUACCAGCGGUGGUGGAGGGGGCAAGGGCAGGGGCAGUAAAGGGUGCAGGGGACGGGGAACCAGUAGUGGGGGUCGCGGGGCUGGUGGGAGGGGAAAUGAUAGUGCAGAAGGAAGGGAUCGUGGGGCUGGUAAUGAGGGAUCUGAUAAUGAUGAGGAGAAUUCGGGGGAUAAUGGUAGUGAAGGACAGGAGAGCCGUAUCGUAGUACGAAAUACAUAUGGGAGAGCCAAGCGUAGCUGCUCUGUUGGUGAUUAUGGUAAGGUACCAGCCACGGAGGCAGAAAAGCAGACCGUCCAUUUCCUGAAUGGCGCAAAUAUUAGAGAUAAAAGGAAGAAAAAGACUUUAAGUUAUAUUAUGAAAGUGAAAUGGAAUGAAGAUACACAUGAAAAAAAAGGAAAGGAACGUGAAGGCUUCUUUGACUCAUGCCUCAAAGAAUUCAAGGACUAUUAUGUCUAUGAAAAGGGACUGAAGCCAGGAGAGGGGGAUAGAGCUGCUAAAGAGUUCAUGAGCAAGAAAUGGAAGAGUAUCCCUUAUGAGGAAAAGAGUCGGGCUGAUUUAUCAGCUGAAAAUGCAAGGAAAGGGGGACUGAAAUCAGCUACUCGGCGUGAUUUCAAGCCUCAUUACUUCAACAAACGCACCUGGGAUAAACUGUGUAAUUAUUGGGAGAGCGAAGAGUUUCUUAUUAAGUCAAAAAAUGGAAAAGAAGCCCGAAAGAAGGUGGAACACAUCCAUCACAGCGGGGCCAAGUCUUUUGACGAGAGACGUCAGGAGCUCGAAGAAAAAAAUAAUGGGAAAAUUUCUGAGUUGGACUUCAUAUCCCAGGUGUACUGCCUUGACGAUCCAAAAACUCAGAAAUUAAAGGAAGAUAUUGAAAAGGCAUUGGCUUCACAACCCACAGAACCAGAGGAUGAGGAGAUGACAGAUCCUCCACCAUCACCGAAUACUCUCAAAAUGAAUCAGCGAAGGAAGGCAUUGAGCUUAAUAAUACAAGUGAGGCCUCCGAAAAAGGGAAAAGCUAUCCUUUUCCCUCGACAUCCAGUGACAGAGGUUCUCGGAGCCUAUGAGGCAGCCAAGUUUGCGAGCACCCAGCCCAAACAGAAUUCUACUCCAUCACAGCUGUCUACUGAUUCAGUGGAUCUCGUCGUGAGGGUUUCAGCAGAGGUGCAUCGAAUGGUUCGUUCUUUAGAGAUGCGCGAGGUCCCACGUAGCUUUUUAAAUGAGCAGAUGCAUCGCCUAGCUGAUGAGGCCUUUCCAGAUCGUGAUGAUCUGAUGCAGCAAGAAUCGUGGAGUCUGUAUAUGCGCUUGGCAACGGCUUUUGUUGUGGAUGCCCUCAAAAUGAACGAUAAGGUCAUUUUAGAGGGUACUAGUAUUGAAAAAGCUCCAGUGGAUCGCGACAUCUCAGGAAACCAUGCUGAUGAAGACAUAGACGAAGAUGCAGAUCAAUUUCCCUUGUAACUGAUGCAAGGUUUAUGAGCGACUAACUCAUCUUUUGAGGCUAACUUUUUGAAACUCACUUAGACUUUUGAAACCAUGUGGAUGUAUGCAUAUAAUGUUGUAAGUUGUUAGCCUAACCUUGGUGAUACAAUUUCUAACUGCUGUAGUUAUUAAUUUUGCAGCGUAAAACUUAUUCUAUCAGUUAUGAAUGGUAUCAGUAGUUAUGAAUGGUGCAUAGUCAAGUUUGUUUACAAUGUUUAUCUAAUUUAAGUUUACAUUAAAUUGGUUGUU